UCUAACAGUCAGUGUUGAGAGUUAGUAUUGUACUAUUGUGCAUUUUGUUCGUCUGUUGUUUGUGGCUAAGUGGUUGCUCAGAUUAAAUCGGCCUCUCAAUACAUUCACAUGUUAGUGACCUGCCCCAGCUUAGAGGUAAAAUUUGCUCAAAACCAUUAACAAGAUUUUAAAAAUAGUUGUUGGUGAUAACAUCUUGAUUAAGUGUACCUAUUAUGGUUUGAGAAACAAGAACAAUUUUCAUACGUUACCCAUUAAUCAUAGCGCUAUCCAUCAAAGCUAUUUUUGAUGCUGUAAAAAUAUCAAAACACAAAUCUGCAUCAGAUGAAGGAAUCAUUUUAUCUAUAGGAAACUGGUGCUAAAUGCAGAAUCAGUGCUCUAAAUUGACUGGGAUGCAUCAUACCAGCAGUGCGUCAAUCCUCGUUGGUAGAAAUAAGAUAAGGGGACAUCACUCCCACAUAUGUUGUCACCGUCUUGAACACGUACAACAUUGUAAAUUUCCGUUCACUGGUUUCAAUAGUAUGCUAUUAGUUUUGAUUUUAGUGUGUUCUAUCAAACUUUAAGAACACCUGAAAAAAAUGAACAUUAAACAGCAUAUCAUAACACAGCAGUCGGGAGCAGGAUUGACCACAACAAGGAGCGUGAAAGUGAAAUACAUUUUGAACUCUCUGCGCAUUAAAAACUCAACGGCUUUGCUGAGCACUGGGGCUAUAAUUGUAAAAGAGUUUGCACCUAUAGCUGUACAAAAUGAAAUAGUAGCUGUACAUGAUGUAGUAGUUGUCAACAAUAAUGCUAAUUUUGAAGAAAAUGACCAGCAAGUGGUUGCUGGAGACCCUGUACCAGUUAUUGAAACUCCAGCUAUUAACAAUGUAGUAGGUUUGUAACAGUGAUAGGUACACUAAUAUUAAAAAUUGAUAUUAUUAAAUGUUUAAUAAUAU
Acyrthosiphon pisum (pea aphid) is the source of this 935-nucleotide messenger RNA. RefSeq lists its product as uncharacterized. Lineage: Eukaryota; Metazoa; Arthropoda; Insecta; Hemiptera; Aphididae. The record is from RefSeq and is a predicted model, not a curated record. The transcript is spliced from 5 exons. The coding region runs from base 576 to 881 and encodes 101 amino acids.